Messenger RNA from Erigeron canadensis, 654 nucleotides. Its product is annotated as putative germin-like protein 2-1. NCBI's taxonomy places the organism in Eukaryota, Viridiplantae, Streptophyta, Magnoliopsida, Asterales, Asteraceae. The transcript is spliced from 2 exons. Gene Ontology annotation, molecular function: manganese ion binding. Bases 4 to 654 code for a protein of 216 amino acids. Gene Ontology annotation, cellular component: cell wall. The record is from RefSeq and is a predicted model, not a curated record.
GCGAUGUCGAACAAAAUCAUGCUAUGCAGCGUUUUAGCUCUCACGCUUGGCUGCCUUGCUUUAGCCUAUGAACCUAGUCCCCUCCAAGAUUUUUGUGUAGCUGAUCCCAACAGCUCAGUGAAAGUUAAUGGUGUAGCAUGCAAGAACCCAAUGCAAGUUCAAGCAGAGGAUUUCUUCUUCAGUGGGCUACACCUCAUGGGUAACACGUCAAACGCUGUGGGAUCAAGGGUGACCCCAGUCUUUGCGACUCAGCUACCAGGGCUAAACACUUUGGGAAUCUCAAUGGUUCGAAUUGACUACGCACCAUGGGGACUCAAUCCUCCUCACACUCACCCAAGAGCCACUGAGAUCAUAACUGUUCUUGAAGGGACCCUAGAAGUUGGAUUUGUGACAUCUAACCCUGAUAACCGUUUUAUCACCAAGGUUCUGAAAAAGGGUGACGUUUUCGUGUUCCCAGUGGGACUUGUUCAUUUCCAACGCAAUAUUGGUAACGGAUAUGCAGUGGCUCUUGCUGCAUUGAGCAGUCAGAACCCAGGUGCCAUAACAAUUGCAAAUGCUGUUUUUGGUGCAAAUCCUCCAAUUCCAUCGGAUAUUCUAGCCAGGGCAUUCCAAGUGGAUAAAAGCAUGGUGGAGAUACUGCAAACAAAGUUCUAA